AGAUGGCGGCGGUGCGCGGGCUGCUGGCGGCGGGGCUGUUCCGCGGGAGGGUGGCCAUCGUCACCGGCGGCGGCACCGGCAUCGGCAAGGCCAUCGCCGCCGACUUGCUGGCGCUAGGUUGCAGUGUUGUUAUUGCAUCUCGUAAAUAUGACCGAUUAAAAGCUGCUGCAGAAGAACUGAAUAAUACGUUUUCUUCCAUGAGUCCUGCCAAAGUGACUCCCAUACAGUGCAACAUCCGCAAAGAAGAUGAGGUGGAAGCUUUGGUGAAGUCUACGUUGAGUCUGCAUGGGAAGAUUGACUUCCUGGUGAAUAAUGGAGGAGGCCAAUUCACAAGUCUUUCUGAAAAUAUCAAAGCAAAAGGCUGGAAUGCUGUGAUAGACACAAAUCUGACAGGGACCUUCUACUGCUGCAAAGCAGUGUACAAUGCCUGGAUGCAGGAGCAUGGAGGAGUCAUUGUCAACAUUACUGCUUCCAUGAGAAAUGGGUUUCCUGGAAUGUCGCAUACAGCAGCUGCAAGAGCUGCAGUCAACAACCUAACCAAGACUUUAGCUUUAGAAUGGGCCCACAGUGGAGUAAGAAUCAACAGCGUUGCUCCUGGGAUGGUAUUCUCUGAAACCGCUGUUGCAAACUAUGGAGAACAAGGUACAAUGAUGUUGUUGCAGCUCAUACCAAAGAUUCCUGCCAAGAGAUCAGCAGUUCCUGAGGAGAUCACAACAGAUGGCCCUCACUACCAGAAGGAAAAAAUUCUGAAAUGCUUAAAAAGCUUCUUUCUGGCGAGUUCAAGCCAAAGCUGUAAAAGAAUGAGAUUUUGCCUUAUUCCCAGUUGCACACUUGCUGAUAAUCUCACUUUGUGAUUUAGGCUUAUUAUUCUCAGUAAUACAAUUUUUUUGCUUGUAGGUAGCUACCUUGAGUGCCUUGAUUUUCAUUGAUUUCUAUUUAAAACUUGAAAGGCUCUACAGAGUAAAUUUCAUCUCUGAAAACACUCACUGUGCUGAAAACAUUUAGUCUCUUGGGAAGGGAUGAAAGACAAAUUCUUCAUUUGCACAGGCAUUAAGUAAUGAAGAAUCUCAGUGGGAAGUGAAUCCAAAAAUACUCUUUUUUGAAGUGAAGGGGCAUAGAGGUAAGGUUUCAGAAUCUUCUCUUCUGGAUGAACUUGAGGAGAUGGUAAUUUAAAUCUAUGUUACUAUUAGUUGCAUCAGUAACCCUUGAGGUAGCUGUUUACACUAUGUUCAGCCAUGUACUGAAUGUUCAAUAGUGAUUUUAAAUAUCAAGUACAUAAGUGUUUCUCUGAAAAUAAUUAGAAAUAAGACAGAAUACUGUUAUUAAUAUUUUAAACUAAUAGCGGUGUAUUGUAUUUGGAAUGUUUUGCAUUGUUUGCAGAUAUGACAAUGGUGUUAAGCUGGCUGCAACUCACAUUUUAUAAAAAUCAGAUAAUAAACAACCUUUAACAUGCAUUGAUGGAAAACAGUAUCGAUUCAACAAUCUCACGUGCAAAAUCUUGAAGCAAAAGCUGUGGUGAUAUUGUAGUGCUUUCUGCAGUAUGCUACACUGUUAAAAGAGAAACUUGGAAUCCUUCCUGUACCAAUUAAAAUGCUUUCUAUCCA
Colius striatus (speckled mousebird) is the source of this 1604-nucleotide messenger RNA. It is a transcript of the gene PECR, whose product is annotated as peroxisomal trans-2-enoyl-CoA reductase. Gene Ontology annotation, cellular component: peroxisome. Gene Ontology annotation, biological process: phytol metabolic process. Gene Ontology annotation, molecular function: trans-2-enoyl-CoA reductase (NADPH) activity. The record is from RefSeq and is a predicted model, not a curated record. The coding region runs from base 3 to 854 and encodes 283 amino acids. NCBI's taxonomy places the organism in Eukaryota, Metazoa, Chordata, Aves, Coliiformes, Coliidae. The transcript is spliced from 7 exons.